AUGGCGAGCGGUUCAGCGUCGGCCUCGCCCCGGCCAUGGCGGUCGUCGGCGCCGCGCUGGAGGCGGAAGCAUGCGUCCUCGACGUGGACCCGCCCACCGCCCGGACGCUGCUGGGCUACGACUGGAGCAGGCGUGGCCGUUUGGGUGACCCUGCCGAGCCUCGACGACAUCGUCGAGCGGAACAAGGCGAGCUUGGAGGCCGAGACGUCCGACGGCGCCGAUCUGGAGCGCCGGCUGGCGCCUCUGCGCAGCCAGGCGACGCAGGACGCGGAGUGGGCGCUCACCAGCGGCGCCUUCGACUUCACGGUUCUGAACGUGCGCAGGGAGGAGGCCCUGCAGGAACUGCUGCGUGCGGCGGCGUACUGCUUCGAGGACCCCUUCUGA
Messenger RNA from Prorocentrum cordatum, 384 nucleotides. The record is from the annotation of a GenBank genome assembly. Lineage: Eukaryota; Dinophyceae; Prorocentrales; Prorocentraceae.